Anthostomella pinea is the source of this 612-nucleotide messenger RNA. The record is from the annotation of a GenBank genome assembly. Lineage: Eukaryota; Fungi; Ascomycota; Sordariomycetes; Xylariales; Xylariaceae.
AUGAGACUCGUCACCGAAGCACCAGAGGCCUUUGACUUCAUCGUCUCCCCGACUAACACCACCAACACCACAGGCGGCACAGCCGGCUGCGCAGUAGCCGGCCGUCUAGCCGAGAACCCCAAGCUCUCCACCCUCGUGAUCGAAGCCGGCAUCGGUAACCCGGGCUCCGUUGCCGCCAUCACGACGCCGGCGCGCGCCUUCGAGCUGCGCGGCGGCCGGCACGACUGGUGCUACAAGACCGGUAUGAUCGACCGCGAGGAAUACACGCGCGUCGAGAAGCCCAACACGCGCGGCAAGGUGCUGGGCGGCAGCUCGUGCCUGAAUUAUUACACGUGGAUCCCCGGCAGCAAGGGCACGUUUGACGAUUGGGAGGCGUUUGGUGGCCGGAGUGGAACUGGAAGGGUUGCAGGGAAUAUCUUCACAAGGUAUGUUGGCAGUGACGCCCUUGGUUUUCCCCUUUCGUCUUCGCUGCUGGAUUCCGCGCCGGCGACCUACCUUGACGAUCCCAAGGUCUACAAGCAGGAGCUAAAGUACAUCGGCGCCGACGGGCCCGUCAAGGUCUCGCACUCGAACCUGCUCCCCGAGACUGCAGAGUUCCGCGCCGCGCUCUAG